UUUUUUGUAUUCUGUCUGGCAAAUUCAUCACUUCCAAGCGGACCCUUUACCGCCUUCGUCUCUUCAAACCCUUCUGUCAUUUUCUUGCUCUCUUCUUCUACAAAUCUUAUGGCCUUCCCUUCUUUGCUAUUUUUAUUGAAUUAGGUUAAAACUCUAUUGGCUGAAGCAAGAACAAGGUCGUCUUGGGUUUGCAGGGAUCAGAUUCAGAUCGCUUCAAUUCCGCGUAUUCUUCGUCACCCAUUAUCGCAGAACAGAGUCUUCCCUGUUUACCUCCACCGUGUUCACCUCACAGUUGCUUCUUCUGCAGCCUUCAAUACCCCAGCAUUCAUCAUUUUCUAUCGUACAAGCUCUGUUUUCCUGCUGCGCGGUUGUUACUUUGGAAUCUUACGCGAAAAGAAAACACUUCAUUGUCAGAAUGUCAAUGGAUCCAAAUGGUCAAUGCAGUGAAGCUGUGAGUGAUGAUAGGCCAAAUGAUUCUCCUUCCAAUGCAAACUUAUCCAAACAUGGUGUUAGCACUUCAGAAGCGGAGGAUGAGAAAGAUACCGAUGACGAAGAUGAGGAUUUAGAUUUUAAUCCUUUCUUAAAGAAUUCCCCAUCUCUAGAAGCUUCUUCCAGCCUGAGCUCUGAAAGUGAAAGCUUGGAUUAUGAUACACCUAAAGACCAAAUUAAUGUUUCCCUGGCUAGUAAUAUCUUGUUGAAUCCACCUGGUCUUCAUCAGCAAGAUUACGCGCUUCAAGAUUUAGAUCAUGGUAAGGAGAGUGUGACGUGCACAGAGGCUGUGAAUGAAUACGUGCAAGAAAAGGAAUCAGAGAAUGAUUCUGAUAUGAAAUUCAAGAAGAAGAGAAAAUUGGAUUUAAUUUCUCAUUCUGAUCCUGGGGCACUUAAUGAUUCGGUGAACAACAUAAGCAGAGGAGUAGAUGAUGGUAUAGAUGUCACAGGCGAAGGAACUUCACGUUGUCAGAAGCUAUUUGAUAUAGAUGAUAAUGAUGCUAUUUCUAGACGUACUAGAGCUCGUUGUUCUCUUGCUAGUUUUACGCUUGAUGAGCUAGAGACUUUUCUUCAAGAAACAGAUGAUGAAGAUGAUUUUAAAAAUGCUAAUGAUGAAGAAGAAUACCAAAAAUUUCUUGCUUCUGUAUUACAAGUUGGAGAUGGUGACGGUGGGACAUGUCAAGAAAAUGAAAAUAUUGAUGAUGAAGAUGAAGAAAGUGAUGCAGAUUUUGAACUUGAACUUGAGGAGGCACUAGAAAGUGACCUUGAUGAAAACAUAAAACAUGAUUUGCAAGAAGAACUUAAGAUGUCUUGUCGACGACCUACAACCAGGCAAAAUAAGUGCAGGGCUGCUAAGCUGGGCGCGGGAAAUCCUGUGAGGCUGGGAAAUAGGUCAUUGCGACCAAUCUUACCAAGUGCACCGAUUUCAUCUUUUCCUGUCUUGGUACCUCCGAACUAUGUUUCUUCUUCAGAGCAUAGUGGCGCUAUCAGUGGAUUCACUCCAUACCAGCUUGCUCAGUUGCAUUGUCUAAUGUAUGAGCACACACAACUUCUAAUCCAAGUAUACUGCCUUUGCAUUUUUGAGCCUUCUCGAAAGCACAUUGCUUCCCAAAGCCAAGAAUUGAUUAUGGAGAUGCUUCACAAACGUGAUCAAGCGAUACACCAGAGAAGGAAUUUGUGUGCUUCUGGCACAGUACAGUCAUCUGAUAUGAGUUCGAUGGAAAAGCACCAAUAUGCUUCUAAUGGGCAAGAGAUUCAGACUCAAACUACUGACAGCAAUGUCCUACCAUCUGUUGCUGGCCCCAUACCCUCUGUUCUUGAUAUUACUCCACUAAGUUUAGUUGGAAAUUUUAUAGAUGAUGUAACUGCUGCUAUGCAGGAGUAUCAACAAAAAUGUAUCCAAGCUACUUGUGAUAAUCCUGUUGAAAAGGAUCCUCUCUUUCCUUUUCAGAAUGUACAAUCUUCUUCUCAAGCUGAUACGGCAGUAUCUAAAGGCAUAAUUGGUCAAACAACAAAGUCACCUUCUUUCCCCAAUGAUUGUCCACCUAAGAGGACAUUGGCUGCUACAAUUGUUGAAAAGACCAAGAAGCAGUCAAUUGCUCUUGUUCCAAAGUCUAUUGCAAAAUUAACUCAGAGGUUUUACCCAAUGUUUAAUCCAGCGCUGUUUCCUCAUAAGCCACCACCGCCAUCAGUUGCAAAUCGGGUUCUUUUUACAGAUGCUGAGGAUGAGUUAUUAGCCCUAGGUUUGAUGGAGUACAAUACUGACUGGGAAACAAUUCAACAACGGUUUCUUCCUUGCAAGUCAAAGCAUCAGAUUUUUGUUAGGCAGAAAAAUCGUUCAUCUUCAAAAGCACCUGAAAAUUCAAUCAAGGCAAUAAGGAGAAUGAAAAACUCUCUCUUGACUGCGGACGAAGUAGCACAUAUUCAAGAGGGAUUGAAAGUUUUCAAACAUGACUGGAUGUCCGUGUGGAAAUUUGUUGUUCCAUAUCGAGAUCCAUCAUUGCUCCCACGUCAGUGGCGCAUUGCUAAUGGAACGCAGAAGUCAUAUAAAGCAACCGCAGACAAAAAGGAGAAACGCAGAUUAUAUGCAUUCAAUAAAAGGAACCUUAAACCUGCUUCUCAUGCCUGUCGCACUAAUACUGCCACUGAGGAAAACAGUGGGGAUGAUUGUGUAGAUAACCAAGACGAAACCUAUGUUCAUGAAGCAUUUCUGGCAGAUUGGAGGCCUGGGACCUCAAUUCCUCUUCCAUCUGAAGUUUCAAUGCCGAUUAUGGAGAGAAACCAACCAAAUCAUUUUCCGUUACAAGAUAGUUCCCAUUUGAGUGAACGGAUGAAUAGUUUUUCAAUAGAUUCUCCCUCUCAAAUUGCUUUUAAAGGUCCAACUGGUUAUGUCUCUUCUAUAUCUAUGUCAUCCUCCCACAGCUCACAAGGAUGCUCUAAGUCUGAUAGAGCUCGCACAAGAAAUAGCACCUUAGUAAAGUUGGCUCCAGGCUUGCCUCCUGUUAAUCUUCCUCCAUCUGUCCGAGUAAUGUCCCAGUCAGCUUUCACAAGCAAUCAUCAGGUUGUACCUCUUAAUACUAUCCUGCCUCCUAAAACUGGUGUUCUUACUCCAACGUCGGAAGAAAUCAUUUCAGCACUUCCUCAGGUUGAAGCUUCAGGAAGAAGAAGAAAAAGUAUUGGGUGUCCUUCAGGAUCUGCUGCGAUGAAAAAUAAACCUCUCGAAAGUAACUCUUGUCUGUCAGAUCUAGACAUGCAUCCUUUGUUUUUUCAGGCCAAAGAAGAUGGCCAAUUGCCAUAUUACCCACCCAAUUCUGGAAAUUUGGCAACUUGUUUAACUCCCGUCUCUGGAAAUCAGCCUCAGCCAAAUCUCAGUCUCAAUCUCAAGUCUGUAAUGUCAAAAAUGGGGUCUUCAUCUUCAUGUGCAAAUGCUUUUGAUUUCCAUCCUCUUCUGCAAAAGGAGGGCAGCAUCAAUGAUUUCUUUAUUGAUAACUCAGCCAACCAGAUCUCUUGUGUUAAUUCAGAGACAUUACGAGAGGAAUUUCCUCCUCGUCAAAGUAAACGUAAUGGUAUCCUGCCCAAGCCCAGGGACCACUGUAGUCCAAAAGACCGGUCUCGAGAACUGGACUUGGACAUCCGUCUGAGCUCCACUCCUAGAAAGAACAUGGCCACUACAGGUCCUGAGCAGAAUCUAACUAGGUCGGCCUUAGAUGCCUCAGGUGGUGGAAGUACCACAGGACAUGAAACUAGAAAUGUAUGCCAUAAGCAAAGCAAUUCAGACAAGCUUGAUUCAUUGGUCAUAUCUGGUGAUAAUGCUGCUGCUGCUGCUGCUGCUGCCUGUGGUGUCAAUGAUGAAGUUGACCAGUUUGUUCCAGAAAUUGUGAUGGAACAAGAGGAGUUGAGUGACUCUGAUGAAGAAAUUGGGGAGGAUGUAGAGUUUGAACAUGAAGAAAUGACAGACUCUGACGAUGGAUCUUAGUUGGAACAUGCUAGAGAAACUUUUAGUCAGGAACCAAGAAAGGAUGCAGCAACACCUAAAUGAAGUCUCAAAUGGUGCCCCUAUAGGGCUAGAGAAAUUGGGGAGGCUUGACGACAACCCAAGUUUUUUUGUUUAAUAAAGAUACAUGUCAAUUGCAGCACUGGUAUAAUUUCUUUAUAUUAUGGAUGUUGUGUUGUUGCGUACUAACCACCUAGAAAUUCAUGGUUUAUAGAAAAUAAUAAAGGAUGGGUAAAUAGUGGUAACGUUAGUGGUGUAUGCAUGUUAUGAUGAAUGAAAUGGAUUGAAUCUGGUGUUUCA
This is a messenger RNA of Impatiens glandulifera, 4282 nucleotides long. RefSeq lists its product as uncharacterized. Gene Ontology annotation, biological process: regulation of DNA-templated transcription. Gene Ontology annotation, cellular component: nucleus. Gene Ontology annotation, molecular function: transcription coregulator activity. Lineage: Eukaryota; Viridiplantae; Streptophyta; Magnoliopsida; Ericales; Balsaminaceae. The coding region runs from base 416 to 3964 and encodes 1182 amino acids. The record is from RefSeq and is a predicted model, not a curated record. The transcript has 10 exons.